AUGGAAUUUGAAAUGGGUGAUCAGGCGCACGAUCCGGAAAUUCUGACACAUCUUUUAAUCGACUUCAUAAUAGAUACCGGCCUCAACUUCUCGGCUGUCGAUAAUUUGAAGUUUCAUAAGUUUGUGAAUUAUGUGAAACCUGGAGUGAAACUACCAACGUCCGUGGAGGUGACUACAUUCUACGAUACAUAUUACGAGGAAAUCACGGGAUUGAAUGAUAAUGUGUUGGUGAAUGUAGGAAACGACGGUGAUAGAAACAGUGAAGAAUACAUACACGUUGAUGAAGCUGGCAAUCAAAUAGAAUACCAAUCACGUGAGCUCCCGAAUACUGAGCCGCAUACUCUGAAAGAUUCGAUGGAAGUGAAUUCAAACGAGUUGACUAUACAAAUACAAAAUAUGGAGUCCACGGAUCAAAACUUAGGAUUGGGUUAUGGAGCAGCUUCCGAAAAAGGAAUUUUUCCGAGUGAACAACUUCAAAUGUCGGAUGAGCGCUUGGCAAUUGGUACUAAAAAUCACAAAGAAGAGAAGUGUUUACUGAUAAAUUGUGAAAACUUGAACAACAUCAUGCCAGAGGCUCCAUCAUCAGGAUCUCUUAACAGUGAUGAAGAUGUUUUUAUCCUGCAAGAAUCAUCAUCAGAAAGCUCACGUAUGGGACAAGAGUCGCCGUCCUUUCAAGAUUCGAAUUCAUAUGCUUCAUCCUCAUUGGUUCCAGCACUUCAUCGCAAAAGUUUUGGAAACAUGGAGAUAAAACAAGAAAAUCUGACAAAUCUUCCAUAUCCAGAGUAUUUACUGGGUUGUAAAGUGCACAAGAUUGAGAAGAACAUUGUCACGUUGAAAAGCAUUCCUGGAUAUUUGCAAUAUCCAUGCUUGGUGUGCUGUGAAAGAAAAAAAGGAAGACACAUGCGAGAAGUGGAGGGUUAUCACGCAUACAUAAUGAUUUUUGCUUGCAUCAAAAAUGGAUAUUACUCGAAAGAAAAAGGAAUGAUGAUUUCUCGUUUGCGCAAGUUUUAUUCCUGUCGAUCCCAUUUGGAUGAUAUGUAUAACAGCGCUUGCAAGCAUAUGGGCAUAGCGAAAUACAGUACGGAUGUUCAUACCGGAAACAAAAAGAUCGUAAAUGCUUUUCCCCUUAUCAACGAAAUCAAAAGCAGUCGAGAAACAAUCAAAAGGAAUAAUAGUCUUGGUAGUUUCAUAGGACUUGUUAGAACAUUCUGUGAAACAUACAAACGAGAUUACCACGCUUAUAAUAUAGUUCACAGCUAA
Caenorhabditis remanei is the source of this 1260-nucleotide messenger RNA. RefSeq lists its product as uncharacterized. The record is from RefSeq and is a predicted model, not a curated record. The coding region runs from base 1 to 1260 and encodes 419 amino acids. The transcript has 4 exons. NCBI's taxonomy places the organism in Eukaryota, Metazoa, Nematoda, Chromadorea, Rhabditida, Rhabditidae.